AUGGCAAAAUUUCUCUUCUCAAAUUGUUUACUUUUAUUGUUACUGAUAUUACUCCUUGCUCAUCCGAUUAGUGCCAUUCCAAUUGAUAACGGUAUUGAAGGCGAACCUGAGAUCGAAUGUGGCCCAACAUCAAUUACUGUUAAUUUCAAUACAAAAAAUCCAUUCGAAGGACAUGUUUAUGUGAAAGGCCUGUAUGAGCAGGACGAGUGUCGAUCGGAUGAAAAUGGUCGUCAGGUAACAGGAAUUGAAAUUUCAUUUGAUACCUGUAAUGUGGCACGGACAAGAUCGUUGAAUCCACGUGGUGUCUUCGUUACAACCACUGUUGUCGCCUCAUUUCAUCCAUUUUUUAUCACCAAAAUUGAUCGUGCUUAUCGUGUACAAUGCUUUUAUAUGGAAGCUGAUAAAACAGUGAGCACCCAAAUUGAAGUCUCUGAAAUGACCACAGGCUUUCAGACUCAAGUGGUUCCAAUGCCAAUUUGUCGAUAUGAG
Molecule: messenger RNA, 489 nt
Organism: Acanthocheilonema viteae
Lineage: Eukaryota; Metazoa; Nematoda; Chromadorea; Rhabditida; Onchocercidae
Source: the annotation of a GenBank genome assembly